Messenger RNA from Dermatophagoides pteronyssinus (European house dust mite), 3165 nucleotides. RefSeq names its product glutamate [NMDA] receptor subunit 1-like. The record is from RefSeq and is a predicted model, not a curated record. Gene Ontology annotation, cellular component: membrane. Gene Ontology annotation, biological process: monoatomic ion transport. Gene Ontology annotation, molecular function: ligand-gated monoatomic ion channel activity; signaling receptor activity. Lineage: Eukaryota; Metazoa; Arthropoda; Arachnida; Sarcoptiformes; Pyroglyphidae.
GUGAAGGAAAAAAAAUUGGUCGCGCGAAUUGAAUUUGUUCAUUGGAAUCUUGGUCCAAGAAUUGGGAUAAUGCGCAGGUUUCUUAGGAAUUUUUGUUGUCAUUUUUUUAGCAUCCUUUCUUGGGCAUCAUUUUUCGGACAAAAAUCUUCAUUAUUAAUAAUCAGAAAAAAAUGUUGAAAAACAAAGAAUAAAUCAAAAAUGAUUUCAUCAAGAAUUCUAUUAGUAUUUCCUUUUAUUUUAAUAGAUUAUUUGGUUGUAUUGCAGUUCAUCGAUCAAUCAAUAAAUGAUCGAACAUUAUUAUCAACAAAUCAAAACAAUGAUCAAAUCAAACAACAAUAUAAUCUAUUAAAUAAUCCAAAAAUAUUUAAUAUUGGUGCAAUAUUGAGUGAAUCGAAACAUAUUGAUGCAUUUAUAAAUGAUAUUGAAAAUGUAAGUAAUAAAUCAUUACCGGAUGGUCUACAAUUACGACCAAAAGCAUUUGAAAUGUCACAAAAUCCAAUACAUACUGCAAGAGAUGUUUGUGAUAAAUUAAUAUUAUCCGAAGUUUAUGCUGUUAUUGUAUCACAUCCAAAAUUUGGUAAACAAUCACCAACAUCUGUUUCGUUUACCUGUGGUUUUUAUAAUAUACCUGUGAUUGGUAUAUCGAAUCGAGAUAGUAGCCUUUCGAAUAAAAAUUUACAUCCAUUCUUUCUACGAACACUUCCACCAUAUUCACAUCAGGCUGAUGUUUGGAUACAGAUGCUACUGUAUUUGGAUUAUAAAAAUGUUGUCAUCAUACAUAGUUCGGAUAGUGAUGGUCGUGCUACAUUGAAUCGUUUUCAAAAUUUGGCCGAUAUUAGCCAUAUUAAAAUUGAAUCAAUAAUUGAAUAUGAAACAGGAAUGUUAAACAUUGGCCAUGAUUUAAAAAAUGUUCGUAAUAAUUAUUAUUGUCGUGUACUAUUAUUAUAUGCCAAUGCUGAUGAUGCUGAAUUAAUAUUCGAUGAAAUACGAAGACAAGGAAUGGAUCAAUCCGGUUAUGUUUGGAUCGUAUCCGAGCAGGCAUCCAAAGCAUCGAAUCGUUUUGAUGGUAUCCUAUCAUUACGUUUAGAAUCAUCUGAUGAACAAUUAAUGAUUGAAGAUAGUAUUAAUAUACUAACCAAUGCCCUGUUGGAUAUGUAUUAUCGUCAUAAUAUUACUGUACCACCGACAAAUUGUCGUUUAACAUCAUCAAAUAAAUGGCAAACUGGACAAUUAUUUUAUGAUUAUUUAAAAAAACAAACAUUAAAUGGACGUAGUAAACGUAUACAAUUUGAUUCAUAUGGUGAUCGUUUAUAUUCAGAAUAUGAAAUUCUGAAUAUAAAUGAUAAUAAUGAAAUUAUUGUUGGAAAAUAUUCAUUCGAUUCAAAUCAAAUGCGUAUGAAAUUAUCAUUAUUAUUACAUAUGAUUCGUUGGAGUGGUGGUGACAUACAAAAACCAUUAGGUUUUUUUGUACCAAAACAUUUGAAAAUUGGUACUUUGCCGGAAAAACCAUUCGUUUGGGCAAUACAAUCCGAUAGUAAUGAAUGUCAAAAAAAUCAAAUUUUUUGUCCAAAAUUUAAUCAAACUAUUGAUCAUUAUGAUAAUUAUUGUUGUCAAGGUUAUUGUGUUGAUCUAAUGAAAGAAUUAUCGAAUCGUUUAAAUUUUUCAUUUGAUUUGGAAUUAGUAGCGGAUGGUCAAUAUGGUAAUUUGAAUUUUGUUGAUGAAUCUGGUCCACGUAUAUGGACCGGAUUAGUUGGUGAAUUAGUUAAUCGUCGUAUUGAUAUGGUUGUUGCACCAUUAACAGCAAAUCCUGAACGUAGUCAAGUAAUAUCAUUUUCAAAACCAUUCAAAUAUGAAGGUAUAACAAUAUUACAAAAAAGACAACCACGUAAAGCAACAUUAGCAUCAUUUUUACAACCAUUUCAGAAUACAUUAUGGUUGUUAGUUUUAGUAUCCGUUCAUAUUGUUGCAUUGGCAUUAUAUUUAUUAGAUUUAUUUAGUCCAUUAGGAAAUUAUAAAAUAAAUAAUGUAUCAUUAUCGGAUGAACCAUCAUUAAAUUUAUCCAGUGCUAUUUGGUUUUCAUGGGGUGUAUUAUUGAAUAGUGGAAUUGGUGAAAGAACACCAAGAAGUUUUAGUGCAAGAGUUCUUGGUAUGGUUUGGGCUGGAUUUGCUAUGAUUGUUGUUGCAUCAUAUACGGCUAAUUUAGCUGCAUUUUUGGUUCUAAAUCCAAGAGAUGAUCAUACAUUAUCCGGUAUUGAAGAUUCCCGGUUACGUAAUCCAACCGAAAGUUUUACAUUUGCAACAGUAAAAGGAAGUGCAGUGGAAAUGUUUUUUCGUAGCCAAGUUCAUUUAUUCAAUGCAUAUCGUACAAUGGAAGAAACAAAUCGUAAUAGUCCAGAAGAAGCAAUUGAAGCAAUUAAAAAAGGUGAAUUAGAUGCAUUUAUUUGGGAUUCCCCUCGGUUAGAAUAUGAAACAUCACAAGAUUGUGAUUUUGUAUUAUCGGGUGAAUUAUUUGGCCGUUCUGGUUAUUGUAUUGGUUUACAGAAAAAUAGUUUCUGGACUGAUGAAGUUACAUUAGCAUUAUUACGUAUGCAUGAAAGUGGUUUUAUGGAAUCAUUGGAUAAUAAAUGGAUUAUAUCCAAUGAUAAAGAUUGUGAAAGUAAAGUUGAACAUUUUCCAUAUACAUUGGGUAUGAAAAAUAUGGCAGGUGUUUUUAUUCUAGUAUUUUCUGGUGUUAUAACAUCAUUUGGUUUAAUUAUAAUUGAAAUAAUUUAUAAAAAACGUAAAGCAAGAAAAUUACAUCGUUUAUCGAUUGCUAAAAAAAUGGCUAUACGUUGGUUAGUUAAAGUAAAGAGAAAUCAUUCAAAAUAUAUGAUGAAAUCAUCCACACAACCAUCAAUGACAACAACAACAACAAAAACAAUAAAAACCCGAAAAAAUAUUGAAAUUUAUGAUAAAAAUGAUAAUCAAUUUGGUUAUCAAUCAUUUAUGAUACCACCACCACCACCCCCACCACAGCGAUCAGUACCAUAUUUAUUGGAACGACCAACAUCAACAACGGCAACAACAACAACAACAACAGCAACAAUCUUAACAAAUAAACAACAACGAACUGCACAGCAAAAAAUUUAUGAAUUUAAACAAAGAAAAUUUCUUGGUUAUUAUUAA